Molecule: messenger RNA, 141 nt
Organism: Racocetra persica
Lineage: Eukaryota; Fungi; Glomeromycota; Glomeromycetes; Diversisporales; Gigasporaceae
Source: the annotation of a GenBank genome assembly
UUAGGUCUUGGUAUUGGUUUACCAAUGAGUAAAGUUUAUGCUGAAUAUUGGGGUGGUGGUUUAAACCUAUAUAGCAUGGAUGGUUAUGGUGUUGAUGCAUAUGUUAAAAUUACUAAAUUAGGAAAUCGAACAGAAAAUUUG